CACCUAAUACUGGUAUGCACCCUACUGCACAUUUUGGCCACCAGACGUCUCUCCUCCCGAGAUAAAUACUUUAGUCAGCACUAUUCUGUACCACACACACUUCAUUCGAAGGAAGGUUUGGAAGAAACGUGUAUCCUACAAGCGCUACGGUUUCCAGAGGGAAUGGCAAUGAGGAGGUGGGCAGCAGCUGCCUUGGCAGUGCUGGGUCUUGCUAUGUGUUGGCCCUGCUCUACUGGGGACACUGGUCCAGAGUGCACUCGUGUCAACGGGGAGACUGGUAAAAGUGCCAGUGAGUUUCUGUCCACUAUCGACACCCAGAUGGCAGAACAGACCCAGCGGCAGCACCUGGAAGCUCUCUUCGACAGGUACGGGGAGAAUGGCACCAUUUCGCUGGCAGGCCUGAAGCGGCUGCUGGAAAACGUGGGACUCGACCGAAUACGAAAGGUCAUGGUGCAACACCAUGAGCGACCCGAGGACGACGGAGCGGAGGGGCAUCGGCAUGGACACCACAACCACCACCGUAACCACCAACACGAGGACGAGCACAAUGGCACACACCGUCAAAAGCACUCCCACCGCCCCCCCAUUGAGCCCAAAAAGGUUCCCGAGACCCCCAAGGUGCCCAAAGUAGAUGACCCUGUCCUGGGGAAGAAAGUGGAGAAUUCGGAUGCCCACCAUAACCUCUAUGUGAAGAAAACCACCGCGGCGCAGGAGAUUAGCACCACCACUGAGGCAGUGCGCAGUCGGCGGGAAGCCCCCACUGCUAGUCUGACCACUGUCAUACUGGUCAGCAACUCUCUGGGGGCUGAGAACCAAACGCAGCCACCCAUGGUCAGGCCGGAGGGCUCGGAUAACCAGCACUUAUACGACCAUGACCACGAUAAUGACCAUAAUGAUCACAACCAUGAUCAUGAACACAGUCAUGAUGACCACAGCCAUGGUCAGGACAGCCUCCACAACCAGAGCCAAGAUCACAUACAGGAGAAAGCAGAGUGUUUGAAUGCCUCCAGUAUCCUGUCGUCCCACGGGAUGGCCGAAGGGGCCCUGUCUCUCAGUGACUUCGGCUACCUGUGCCCUGCCCUUCUCAACCAGAUCGAUGCCAAGUCCUGCAUACUGCACGGCAACCAACCACCCCAGCAUGUCAACAAAGUUCACAAGCAUAAUGAUCCCCAUCACCAUGGUCAUCACAACCAUGAUCACACUCACGAGGACCAUCAAGUGAAUGAAAACAAGAAAGUAGGCUCAAUUCAAGCGGCGUGGGCCGGCGGCUUUGUCUCCAUUACCAUCAUCAGCCUGCUGUCCUUGGCUGGCGUGGUGCUCAUCCCGCUGAUGAACCGCGUCUUCUUCAAGUUCCUGCUCAGCUUCCUGGUGGCGCUGGCUGUGGGCACGCUGAGCGGAGACGCCUUCCUGCACCUCAUACCUCACUCUCAGGGGGGCCACCACCACUACCAGCACUCUGUGAACAGGACAUCAGGGCACGGUCUCCACGGGGAGGAGGAAGAGGACCAUAACCUGGACGGGGUGUGGAAGGGGUUGACUGCCCUGGGCGGAGUCUACUUCAUGUUCCUCAUCGAGCACUUCCUCACACUGGGCAAAAUGUACAAGGACAAACAGAAGGUGAAGAAAUAUGACCAGAACGAUGACAAGGUGGAUCCUGAGAAACUACCGGGACUGGAGGAGAACGACCUAAAGCCAAUUGAAGAUGUGAAUAUUAACGGAGGUGGCAACUUCGGCGACCACCACAGCGAUGGACUCCACCGGGGCAGCGAGGAGGAGGAGGUAAUGCUGGCGCCCGCCACCUCACCCGAGGGCUACGCCUCCGUGUCGGGCUCGGCGGCUGCUGCCACCUACACAGCAGGGGACUGUGAGAACAAGUGCCACUCCCACUUCCACGACACGGUGGGCGAGGCAGACAACCUGCACCACCACCACCACGAAUACCAUCACAUCCUGCACCACCACCACUCUCAGAACCACCAUCCACACAGCCACUCGCAUUCGUAUUCGGAACAACACUUCCAGCAGGCUGGUGUGGCCACGCUGGCCUGGAUGGUUAUCAUGGGCGACGGGCUGCACAACUUCAGUGACGGCCUGGCCAUCGGGGCGGCGUUCACGGAAGGGCUGUCCAGUGGCCUCAGUACGUCGGUGGCCGUGUUCUGCCAUGAACUGCCUCACGAGCUGGGUGACUUCGCUGUGCUGUUGAAGGCUGGCAUGACAGUGCGACAGGCCAUUCUCUACAACAUGCUGUCUGCCAUGAUGGCGUACCUGGGCAUGAUCACGGGCAUCCUCAUUGGGCACUACGCUGACAACAUCUGCAUGUGGAUCUUCGCCCUCACCGCCGGGCUCUUCAUGUAUGUUGCCCUGGUGGACAUGGUCCCGGAGAUGCUCCACAACGAUGCUGGGGACCACGGCUUCAGCCACUGCGGCUUCUUCCUGCUCCAGAACGCAGGCAUCCUGUUGGGCUUCUGCAUCAUGCUGCUCAUCGCAAUCUUUGAACAUAAAAUCCAGCUGGAAAUAGACCUCUAAACUGAUGGAUCUCAAACCUGGUCUCCAAGGACCCCUGUGUUUGCAGGUUUGAUUCCAAACCGAACCUGGUACUGGGAGAAGGAAUAGAUGAAUUGAACAUGGUUAGUUGAUUAGAACAGAAUGUAGCCUUAAGUUUGAUUGUAAGCCCACAUGCACAGGCAUCCUUGGAACACCAGCAGUGUUGAGAAACACUCCUCAAACUGACAGGACCAAGCGCCGUGUGUCUCACCUGCCAAGUGGCCACAUCACGAGUCAGCCAUUACGGUGUUUUUCCCCUCUCAUCUCCUCUCCUCCAAGAAGUGAAAAAGAAAUGAUUAGUGUGAACAUUUUAUUUUUGGUCAAGGUUCAACUGUUGCAAAAAUGUCAAUUGGCAUGUGUUCUGUAUGUGUUUUUUUAUGUCUGUCGAACCUUUUGGUGUCGCGUAGCUGUCUGUCUUCCCUCAGUGUGCUUCAUGUUUUAUUUCUGGUCAAGAUUUACAGCAAAAAAAAACAAAA
Messenger RNA from Salvelinus fontinalis (brook trout), 3020 nucleotides. RefSeq names its product solute carrier family 39 member 6 (gene slc39a6). The transcript is spliced from 12 exons. Gene Ontology annotation, biological process: zinc ion import across plasma membrane; intracellular zinc ion homeostasis. Gene Ontology annotation, cellular component: membrane. The record is from RefSeq and is a predicted model, not a curated record. Gene Ontology annotation, molecular function: zinc ion transmembrane transporter activity. NCBI's taxonomy places the organism in Eukaryota, Metazoa, Chordata, Actinopteri, Salmoniformes, Salmonidae. Bases 163 to 2526 code for a protein of 787 amino acids.